UAUUUGCUCUUUCACCUUUGACCUCACAGCGCGGGAAACUUGCUAUUACGGACAGUUCGGGCACUUCCCACAAAGACACUUUGGAAGAAGGCCAGAACUGUCAAAGACAAGUCAUAGUCCAAUUCUUUGGAAGGAGAUUUGCACGAAGAAUAUUCGUAAUGCCCCCAAGAAAGCGGAGAAAAAUUGAUCACAAGCCAAAGUCUUCCUCAAAGACCAGUUCCCAAGACAACAAGGACACGCCCACCUACUCCCAUUGGCUGAUGAAGUCGGAACCAGAGAGUAGGAUUGAGAAAGGCAUUGAUGUGAAGUUUGGGAUCACAGAGUUAAAAGCUGAGCCAAACCAGACGGCAUGCUGGGACGGAGUCAGGAACUACCAGGCCCGUAACUUCAUGCGGGAUCAGAUGAGAGUGGGACACAAGGCUUUCUUCUACCACAGCAACUGCAAGGAGCCAGGGAUAGCAGGCAUAGUAGAGAUUGUGAAAGAGUCCUAUCCAGAUCACACCCAGUUUGACAGUAAGGACCCACACUAUGACAGCUCAUCAAAGAAAGACAACCCAAAGUGGUUCAUGGUUGAUGUGAAGUUUGUGAGGAUGUUGAAACGUUUCAUCCCCCUGUCUGAACUGAAGGCCCUGCACCUUGAGCACAAGUCAACAGGGGGAGCUCUUCAGAACAUGGCCCUGUUCACCAGAGCCAGACUGUCUGUUCAACCAGUCACCAAAGAGGAGUUUGAUUUCGUCGUAAGUCUGGAGGGUAAGAAGAAGUGAGCCAUCGGUACCACAAGGACUACCUCUUCAACAUCUUUGUCAGAACUUCUUUUGUUUUCAUGGUGUAUAACAAGGGGUGGUAACUAGUGCAGAAAAUACAGGUACAGGCACAUUUCAGGUCCAGAGGAUCAGGUCUAGGUCCAAACCUGAACCUGCAUGAACCUAAUUGUUUAUGAAAAUUUGUGAAUUGGUGUUACUCAGAAGAAUUUUCUACAAACGUUAGAAAUCUAUUUGGUAGAGUAUCCAACUCCCAUUUGCAUUUUAGAAUCCUGUCUUCAUGUAAAUUCCAAGUUUAACUGUAGAAACUUGGUAGAAAUGUCAUUGCAAAAUUUGCUCUUGUUAUUAUCUGACAUCGGUAACGCCAAAAUGUGAAACCCUUGCCAAUAUAAUCUGGACAUUUUCUAUUCAUUCCAAAAUCCAAUCAACCGAUUUUUUCAGGUCUGUAAUUUUUUUUUUUUUUUGGACCAGUCCAACAAGAAAAACGGUUUUGUACCUCUACAUUGUAAUGGUACCCACCCCUAUAUACUUACAUAGGGGUCGGUAUCGAGAUAGUUCUUUUUACACAACCUAACUACAGUUCGUUCUCUUUAUGUUCUAGUUUCCUUUGCACUCAGUCUUUGUUAGUGUCAUUUGUUUACAAAUGACAUUGUACUGUAUGUAAGCAAAGAAACUUAAAAAGAAUCCAGGAGUUUUAAUAUCAAAGAACUAAGAUAAAAGUUCAAAAUAUUGUAAAAGGUUCAAUAAAAGGUUACAUCUACAGUA
Molecule: messenger RNA, 1526 nt
Organism: Branchiostoma floridae (Florida lancelet)
Lineage: Eukaryota; Metazoa; Chordata; Leptocardii; Amphioxiformes; Branchiostomatidae
Product: thymocyte nuclear protein 1-like
Exons: 8
Coding region: 159-764 (201 amino acids)
Cellular component (GO): nucleus
Source: RefSeq, a predicted model, not a curated record